Messenger RNA from Sphaeroforma arctica JP610, 182 nucleotides. RefSeq lists its product as hypothetical. The transcript has a single exon. Lineage: Eukaryota; Ichthyosporea; Ichthyophonida. Gene Ontology annotation, molecular function: 2 iron, 2 sulfur cluster binding. Gene Ontology annotation, biological process: regulation of autophagy. The record is from RefSeq and is a predicted model, not a curated record. Gene Ontology annotation, cellular component: mitochondrial outer membrane. The annotation marks the transcript as partial.
GAGAGACGAGGUGCUGCGUUUGCAGAAGCAGCUAGCAGAGAGUGAGGGCCAAGUCAACCACCUGAUUGCCCUGGAGAAGGCGAAAGUGGUGGAUACCAUUGCGUUUGAUAAGGUCAACGGCAGCGAGAAACUGGUCAUGUGCCGGUGCUGGAAGAACGAGAAGUUCCCGUACUGCAACGGAG